This is a messenger RNA of Astyanax mexicanus (Mexican tetra), 2892 nucleotides long. It is a transcript of the gene cntf, whose product is annotated as ciliary neurotrophic factor. Bases 287 to 859 code for a protein of 190 amino acids. The record is from RefSeq and is a predicted model, not a curated record. NCBI's taxonomy places the organism in Eukaryota, Metazoa, Chordata, Actinopteri, Characiformes, Acestrorhamphidae. The transcript is spliced from 3 exons. Gene Ontology annotation, biological process: negative regulation of neuron apoptotic process; ciliary neurotrophic factor-mediated signaling pathway. Gene Ontology annotation, molecular function: ciliary neurotrophic factor receptor binding.
AUCAGCCGGUUUAAAUGAGCGGUUCUCUGGAUGGUGGGGCGGUGAAUGCUGAGUCCCGCCCACCGGUUUAGGGCUGCUGACUCCGUGGUCGGGAGGAGAUCAGACAGCGGGACUGUAGCGGGUGGAGGUCUGAGUAAACAGAGCUGCUCUGCUUCAUUCAUCAGACACAGCGCUGCCGGGGAUCCUCGGCCGGUAUGGGGCUCCGGGAGAGGACCGGGCAGCGGCAGUAGCGCUGUGUUUGUGCUGCGGGACGCUGAGCUGAGUGGAGCGGCGGUUGGGGCGGUAGAUGGCCGGCAGCAGGCAGCAGGGCUCCGGGGGCCAGGCUGGGAGAGCAGCCGCUAUAGCCCGGCUCCUGCAGGAGGAGAGCUCCCAGCUGCUGCACUUAUAUACUGAGCGGGAGUCUCUGCCCGUCUCUGCUGCCCCCGGCGGUCAGUUGGUGGUACUGCCCCCGCUGGGCGCCGCGCUCUCCCCCGUGGAGCGGCUCUGUUUCCUGCACGCGGCGCUGAGCGAGUGCCGCCGCCUGCUGGACGAAGCGGUGAAGCGCGAGGACGCGGAGUUCAGCCCGGAGGAGCAGUACCGGACCCAGCGGAGAACCGUCCUGGACCGCCUGGACCACCUGCUGCACAGCACCGAGCCCCUCCUGCAGGACGGCAAGAGGUGUGCGGCCAGUGUAGCUGAGAUACCUGAUGCAGUAGACGGUGGUGUGUUUGCUCUGAAGAAGUGGAUUCUGCAGGUGCUGCAGGAUAUAGUGCAUUGGUCCAGUCAGACGUCAGAGGUUCUGCAGACGCUGCCGGUGGAGAAAAGCUCGAGGAGAAUGAGGAGAGCAGCUCGCCGACACCAACCCAGACUGAGGAAAUGAUCCGCUGUGGAUAACGUGUGUCUGUAUGAGUGUGAGUGAGGGAAAGGGGAAGUGUGGGAAGACACGAGGAGCUGUGAGCAUCAUAUAAAGAGGAGAAAUAAUUGAAGGAACUGCAGAGAGAAAGAGAGAGAGAAGGUCAUUUACACUCAAUACUGAAAGAAGAUGAUGGUAUUCUGACUCGUGGAGGAGAGUUCAGGAGCAUCCUCUACAUGAUGGAGUGUAUUUUGUUCAGAUUUAUGAUAAAUAUGAGUAAAAUACCCUCUAAAAUAUCAUUUUUGUUGUUUAUCAGCUUAAAAAUCUGAAACGAGGCGAAAUGAAAAAUAAUAUGAUAAGUUGCUUCAAAGAGUUCUUUAAAUAAUGCCAUAGAGGAGCUAUUUUUUAUAAGUGGUGUGUGAGAGAGUGUGAGAGAGUGUGAGAGAGACCUUUAAAUUGGAGGUAUGGUCAAACUCAACAAAAGAGGCAAUGAAAAUCAUAAUUUUUCCUGAGGGAGUUGAGUCAAACUCAGAAUCAGCAUUUAAUAUUAAUAUGAUGUUACUAUUAGAAUUAAUAUAGAAAAUCUUAUAAUCUUAUAUUAUUAUUUAAUAUCUUACUACUGAAACUCAAAAAGUAAGAGUUUCGAUGUGUGUGACUAGGCCUGUCACACUGUAUUGUCUCAGAAAUACAGUAACUCCAAUAAACUAUAUUAUAUGUCAUUUUAACACCUUCAAAAGUUAGUAACAAUUAGUGCAAUAUGCCUAUAUCUGACUUCUGUUUCUGAUUUCAGAGAGUGUUAAUGUGUGUUUUCGGGUGAUAAACUUGUUUUUUCAAUAGUAAUUUUCCACUUUAUUACAAUAAAACUACACAUUUAAAUUAGUUUUACCUUGGAGAAAAGCUGAAAGCCACACCCAUCUCUAAUUUAUUAGUAAAUAAUUUAUUAGUAAAGUUAUAAACAUUACAGACGAGCUGUGGCAAAACAACAUAUCCCGCCUCCCCAUGCUAAAUCAGUUCUGUCUGUGUAGUAAUUAUGAAAUUGGCCUGUUUAUCUUUCAGAUGUAUGACUGGUGUUUUUUUUUAUGUACGACCUUUGGAGAGAAAUUAAAGACUGGGAUGUGCCUGGUUGAAUAUAAAUAUAAGAAUAUUCGAUUUACAAUAAGGGUACAUUUAUGAACAGAACUUAUGGCAGAAUGUCUCAACUAAUUAUUAAUUAACACUAGUUAAAACACUAUUAAUCAUUACAACAUAUUUUUGACUAAUCUCAGCUAGUCAGCUAGUAAAUCAUUAUUAUUUAUAACAUUCCUAAGAAGUAAAAUGUAGUAAAGUUUAUAUUAAUAACUACUUUACUAUUUUACAAUGUUUAUUACUAUUGUAAGUACUAAAUACUUCUGUUUGUGACCCUUAUUGUAAAGUGCUACUGAUUUUUUGUAUUAUUUUCAGUGCAGGAUAAAGCUGAUAAACAGCAAAUAUAAUUUUUGUGGGCUUUUUGCUCAUAUUUACCGAAGGUGCCAGUAAUACUGGAGGACAGUGUAUUUAUGUGACUGAUAUUAGACGAGUUUAACCCUAAAAAAGAAGAAUGUUUCAGUGCAUUAUACUGUGUUUUCCUUCUAACUGUACUAAACCUGGGUUUCAUAAAUGAUCUAUUAUAAAUGAACCGAACUGUACAUUCACAGAUAGAACACUAAUGUGAUUAACUAGUGAUUUGUUCUCUAAUUUAAUGGCAAUAAAUAACACUUUUGCUGUUCUGAACCUGACAUGUGCGCCCCCUAGUGAUUGAGAACUCACCGUUCCUUUGAUGGACAGGGUUGCAUAGCAACAGAUGGGCUAAAGUCUGUCAGGGUAUACCUACAGAUGUGCACCCAAACAGCAGGUGUUUCUGAUAAAACGGCCUAUAAAUGAAGAUACAAGCUUGGACUAAUAAACUGGCUGCACAGUGGACACUGCAUGGGACAGAGCUUCAACAAAUUCAAAGAGUCAGUACCAGUCAGAAGUUUAACUUUUUACAUAUAAUUGUUUUCCUUUAUUUGUAUAUUUUUAUUAAAGCUGUGUAUUGGCAAGAA